Molecule: messenger RNA, 1077 nt
Organism: Aspergillus calidoustus
Lineage: Eukaryota; Fungi; Ascomycota; Eurotiomycetes; Eurotiales; Aspergillaceae
Source: the annotation of a GenBank genome assembly
AUGCCAUUGACGAGGCCGGCAGGAACCACUGCUCCCCCGCUUCCCAAAAGACCUUCACAGACACAAAGAUUAUCAUCUUCCCAGCCCACCAUUCCGAAACCGUCCGUCCCAAACAAAGGGCUACCGGAUUCUAAUCCGUGCGUCCAGUCCAACACUGUUGCGGAACCCGCCCAUCUGGCACGUCCUGCUAAGCCACCUCCACUUGGUGGAAAUGCAGCUCGCAAAUCUGAUCAGCCGAAGGCUAUAGGUGCCGGUUCGGAUGUUUGCCAUGCCUCAAUCAUUCCAGAAGUCAGUCAGGCAGUGAACCACAAUCCAUCUCGUCAAAACAUCGCGUCAAUGGUCGUAGCACGGGCGCCGCAGACCCCUGGUCCUGAUUCCCCACGGCAGGAACUGCAGGAGCUGCAGGGGGAACCAGCCGCGUCUUCCUCUGUAAAGCAGGAUAGGGGAAAGCAGGCAGAAGAUGCAUCAGGGGUGAGCAAGGACGGACCAUCAUCAGUUCAACCUCUUGUGGGAUCAUCCGAGAAAGAUCAGAAUAAUACUCCAUCUCCUGCGGUACAGACGCCGCAAAAUGACGCCGCAGGAUCAGUCGAUGGAGCUCAGGCUACCUCACCGGCUGAAGACCCGAAGCCAGCUAUCUCUCCCAUGACACCGGAGCACCCGCCAAGAUCGUUCAAAGAGCCUGACAGUUCGACGCUACCCCUCUCCGAGCCUCGCACGCAUAGGGCUCAGUUAUCCAGUCCGGCUGAUAUUUCCGCUCCACGAGCCUCGGCGCUGACAAAGUCCGGGGCUGAUAAACACUAUCAUACAGCUAUGGAAUCAAUCAAUGCUGGUAUUAGCCAGCUGGCACGAUAUCACGCAUCUAUGAGCGCACAGUGGAUGUCGGAGAAAGAAAGACUUGGAGAUGAGAACAAAUCUUUUUGUGCGUACGUCGAGGAACUUUCGGGGAAGGUCCAAGCGCUCGAAGCCCAGCUGGUAGUGCAGACAGAAGAGGUGAAUAGGCUUAGGGGUGAUAAGAAGAUAUGGGAGAACAAGAAACAACAGAUAACAAGCGCUUUGAAGAUGCUUGAGGAUUCGUAA